Molecule: messenger RNA, 669 nt
Organism: Penicillium cosmopolitanum
Lineage: Eukaryota; Fungi; Ascomycota; Eurotiomycetes; Eurotiales; Aspergillaceae
Exons: 1
Coding region: 1-669 (222 amino acids)
Source: RefSeq, a predicted model, not a curated record
AUGGAGUCGAUUUCGGGGCUUGAGAAACGGCCCUCUGGAUUUUCAUUACCUGUCCUUCGCACCAGAUAUUCUUCGGGGGAAUGCUACAUUGCUGAAUCUAGUAGCAUUCUUGAGUAUCUGGAGGAUAUUUUCCCUGCGUCACGCGGUUUUGCAAACCUGCGGGGAGAAGAUUAUGUCCAAACAGCCAAGAUUCGAGACAUUGUACAGCUGGUCAAUGAGCUGCUGACUUGGUGCAAUGUCCACGUGCGUCACUCUACUGAAUUCAGCCUUCUGUGGAGUGGAAUGACAAAAGAACAACAAAGUCUCAUGGCCUCCGGAUACGCGAGACUUCAGAUCACAAAACUUUUGGAUAGGUUACAGCUUUGGACUGAAGGAAACAUUACAAAUAGCCUUACAGGAGCGAAACGUCCCAAUCUCGCGGAUGUGACGGUUGCGGCAGCUAAGACCUCCAUGGAAGAAAUUUACGGAAUUCAAAUUUUUGAAGGGUUUCCCAAAUUAGAUGCCUGGUGGAAUCAGUACAGCUCUAGCGAGUGGUUUGUAUCGAGGAGCGAGAUUGACUUGAUUGAGACAGGCAGGCUUCAGAUCCUGACACAAGGAGAUGGCAAUCAAAGCACCGAGAAGAAACCUUCAAGUAGGAUGGGUUCAUAUCGCUAUGGUGCACCUCGAUGA